Morus notabilis is the source of this 1065-nucleotide messenger RNA. RefSeq lists its product as uncharacterized. The transcript has 3 exons. Gene Ontology annotation, cellular component: chloroplast. The record is from RefSeq and is a predicted model, not a curated record. Lineage: Eukaryota; Viridiplantae; Streptophyta; Magnoliopsida; Rosales; Moraceae. The coding region runs from base 1 to 972 and encodes 323 amino acids.
AUGAGAGGCUUAAAAGAAGUUCCACUUCCACUGUGCACGGAAAUAUUUCACUCUUCUUUCUCUUCGUCCCAUCCAAGUCCAACCCACCCUCCCAUAUCUUCUUUCAACACAAGAAAAGAUAAUAUGAUUGCACUUAAAGCCAUUCAAACCUCUUUCACUGCUAAAAAGAGUGCAUCUUUCCACACAACUAGACUAUCUAACAACAAAAAGAACUCAACCCUUUGUCUUUGUAAGUCGAAGGAUUCCGACCCCGAGGGCGCCUCUCCUGAAGGAGACACUCAGAAGCAAGAACUUCUUGCCCGCAUAGUUCAGCUUCAAGCUCAGAAAGUCCGUCUCACCGAUUACUUAGACGAAAGAUCCACGUAUCUCGCACAAUUCGCGGAAGAGGCUAAUGCUGAGUUCGACAAGAUUGGAGAAGAUGCUUUGAAAGAACUUGAUGAGGCUGGUGACAGGAUUAUGGAGAACAUAAAGAGCCGUAUGCAGGAGUUUGAGGAAUCUGCAGAGCAGAACAGGCAAGAAAUUGAGGAGAGUGAAAACAAGUUGGCAAAGUUUGAAGACCAGAUGGACAAAGACCGAAACGAAGGCUUAUUCUUCAAGAACCUGAGCCACAGAACACCCCAAAAGAAAGUGUCCGCUAAGGAGGAAAUGGAAAGGAUUAAAGAGGUAACAAAAGGGAGUGUGGGAUCGAAAAUCAGAAGAAACAUUUACCUAGCGUUGAUUGGUGUGUUGGUCAUUGCAAUUGCUGAUUCUUUUGUUUCUUCAUCGGAUUGGCGAAAGAUCACAGCUCUAGGGGCAAUUUUGGUGGGCUUGAUUUCUCAGGUCAUCUAUGAGCAGAAUAUGUUAUCUGACAUAAAAGAAAGAGAAAAGGAUGACCUAGGUUAUCCCCAGCAGGUUGGCGGUCCGGAUUCUGGAGAACUCCCAGCUUCACCAAAUAAUGAAUUUAGAUAUUUGUUCAGGAUACGCAGAGAAUAAAGAAUCCAGCCUGCAUCAGGAAAGAACUUUUGCAAUGACAACAAGAUUCCAGGAAGUAUAGAGAGAAAAAAACAAAUGCAACAGAAAAAAUGG